This is a messenger RNA of Leucoraja erinaceus (little skate), 1021 nucleotides long. Its product is annotated as troponin I, slow skeletal muscle-like. The transcript has 7 exons. The record is from RefSeq and is a predicted model, not a curated record. Gene Ontology annotation, cellular component: troponin complex. Lineage: Eukaryota; Metazoa; Chordata; Chondrichthyes; Rajiformes; Rajidae. Gene Ontology annotation, biological process: muscle contraction. The coding region runs from base 16 to 747 and encodes 243 amino acids.
CCCCACGAGUCACUUAUGACAGUUUACCUGCUCAAUAGUUAUUUGAUAUUUCAACAGUAUGAAGAGGAAGCCAUUGAGGAGGAGGAAGAGACUGAAGAAGUUGAUGAGCCUGAGCCUGAACCUGAGCCCGAACCAGAGCCGCCAAAACCAGCCCCUCCUCAACAUGUUGCCCCUCUCUCAAGGCCUCAUCAUGAGGUUAUUCCUAAAAAAAGUAGUAAGAUCUCAGCAUCUCGCAAACUCCACCUGAAGAUACUAAUGCUUUCCAGAGCCAAGGAAGAUCUGGAAAGAGAAAUCGAUGAACGGUAUGAGGAGAAGGAAAAGUUCCUGGCAGAACGAGUGCCUCCUCUCAACUUCAGCAGCCUCUCCCUCACAGACCUGCAGAAUUUGUGCACAGAACUCCAUCAAAAAAUUGAGAUUGUUGAUGAAGAAAGGUACGACAUUGAGUUUAAAGCUAGCAAGAACAGCUACGAGAUUCAAGAUCUGUCCCUGAAAAUUCUUGAUCUUCGAGGGAAGUUCAAGCGACCUCCCUUGCGUAGGGUCCGUGUCUCCGCUGAUGCCAUGUUGCGUGCUUUGUUGGGAUCCAAGCACAAGGUGUCGAUGGACCUAAGAGCCAACCUGAAGUCGGUCAAAAAGGAUGAUACAGAAAAGGAUCGGAAUGCUGAAGUCAGUGACUGGCGUAAGAAUGUGGCAGCCAAGUCGGGAAUGGAGGGCAGGAAGAAGAUGUUUGAUGCUGCCAGCACCCAGUAAUCCACAUGGGGAAUAUUGCACGAUUUAUGAAAACAUUAACCAGUAGCAUUACUCGUAAUCCAGUCGUUUUUUUGGUUUAUGAAUUUUCACACACGGUAAAGUAUUUUAAUGAAUGGUUUUCUCAUUCUCAACCACCCGACUGAGUUUCAGGAGCAAUAUUAAACUUCUUGCCGUUUUGGAGAUUAUAAGUAGGAACACAUACCUUUGACAAGAUACAAUUAAAAUGACUUGCUAUCCUGUAACUAAAAAUAAGCAGUAAAAUAAUUGCUUCCAA